This is a messenger RNA of Uranotaenia lowii, 291 nucleotides long. Its product is annotated as cuticle protein 19-like. Bases 1 to 291 code for a protein of 96 amino acids. Lineage: Eukaryota; Metazoa; Arthropoda; Insecta; Diptera; Culicidae. The transcript has 2 exons. Gene Ontology annotation, cellular component: extracellular matrix. The record is from RefSeq and is a predicted model, not a curated record.
AUGUUUAAGGUUAUUUUUCUGCUGACAAUUGUAGCUCUAGUCGUGGAAGCUUAUCACGAUUACAAUGCACAUCCAAAGUACCAUUUCAAGUAUGGAGUGAAGGAUUUCAAAACGGGAGAUCACAAGGGUCAGUGGGAGAAGCGCGAUGGCGAUAAAGUUUAUGGUCAAUAUUUCCUCUACGAACCGGAUGGUACAAAGCGAGUGGUGGACUAUACCGCUGAUGGGUACCAUGGUUUCCGGGCCCACGUGAAACGGAUAGGACACGCCCAUCAUCCACACAUCUAUGGGUAA